AUGGACGAGAAGACUCCGAGACUUGGUGCUCCAUUUCCAUUCAUGUGUCCGACUUCAUCACCGUCUUCCGCUGUAUUCCCAACUCUACAAAUAUUUCCAAAUAUGCAAAAUAUGCAACAGCAAUUUCAUUUCUAUCAAUUGAUGCAAAUGGUUCAACAACAACAGCAUCAACAUCAGAGACUCAGUGCAGGAGCAUCUCCAGUCAAUUCGGAUCAAGCGUCGUCUAGAAGUGAAUCCCCUCAAAGUAAGAGUAAGUGA
Molecule: messenger RNA, 258 nt
Organism: Caenorhabditis remanei
Lineage: Eukaryota; Metazoa; Nematoda; Chromadorea; Rhabditida; Rhabditidae
Exons: 1
Coding region: 1-258 (85 amino acids)
Source: RefSeq, a predicted model, not a curated record